Molecule: messenger RNA, 2429 nt
Organism: Chaetomium strumarium
Lineage: Eukaryota; Fungi; Ascomycota; Sordariomycetes; Sordariales; Chaetomiaceae
Product: platelet-activating factor acetylhydrolase, isoform II-domain-containing protein
Exons: 2
Coding region: 288-2246 (652 amino acids)
Molecular function (GO): 1-alkyl-2-acetylglycerophosphocholine esterase activity
Source: RefSeq, a predicted model, not a curated record
UGCCAAUAACCUUUUGCUCCUAUUACUAGUGAUGUUGUGCAAGGGCAGGCACGCGCUUCGAAUUCCCGCCCCUCGCCUGCAUUUGUCUGUUACAAGAUUCCGGUUACACACGACUUACAUGCCUACCAACGAAGCUGACACCCUCAAAAACAGCCUAAUACCUUUUUUGAAGUCGUCAACAGCACCAACUCCAUGACCACGACUCACCGAGCUCCAUUGACUCCCACCAGGUAGCCGUCAACUUUGCAGCAAAGCGCCUACCAAAAACACCAAAGGAGAAGGAAAAAAUGGUAGAACCCACAGUCGCCGCCCGGCGCCCGCCAAAAUCCAUCUACGAACGCAUCUUCCACACCCUACCGCCCUACACGGGACCAUACGCAGUAGGCUUCCUCGAGAUCGAGCUACCGGCCCGCGAACCACGGCCCUUCUCACCGCACAUCAAGCGCAACGGCGAGUACGCGCUCAAGCUCGACACCGUCCUCUUCUCGAUCUACUACCCGGCCGACGUCCUCGACGACAACAACAAUAACAACAAUAAUAAUACCAAUGACACCAGCAACGGUAGCGGAGAGACCAAAAACGCAAACCCCCGAACGGGCGGGCCACAGCCACCGCUGCACCGCGUCCCCUGGCUGCCCCGGCCGCGGACGUCGACGUGCAAGGGCUACGCCAAGUUCUUCAACGUGCCCCACCUGCCCGUGACGGCGUACAUGGCGCUGACAAGCAUGUUCACCGCGCUGCCGGCGUACCGGAACGCGCGGCUGUCUCGGCGGUGGCCUGCCGAGUGCUGUUGUGAGGAACAGCAGCAUGCUAGUCGUAGAGGUUACACUAGUAGCGUAGACACGCUCGUCGAUGGGCAGUGGAAGCAGCAGCAGCAGCAGCAGCAGGAGGAGGAGGAGGAGGAAGAAGAAGAAGGGGAACCAAAGCCAAACGAGAGGGAUGUGAGUGAGGAGGACAAGCCGCAGUUCCCCGUGGUCAUCUUUAGCCAUGGCCUAGGCGGGUCACGGACGAUGUACAGUUCGAUCUGCGGGGAGUUGGCCAGCUUUGGGUUGGUUGUGGUGGCGAUGGAGCACCGCGACGGCAGCGGCGCGAGGACAUUCGUCAACAAGAGCGGGACGCACGGGGACUUGGAGAGCCAGGGCUUGGAUCACACCGACGACGCGCCCGAGAACGAGAAGAACGCGCCCAAGCGGCGGAGACGGGGGGAGACAAAGCCAUACUACAAGAUCGACUACCUUGUUCCCAAGGACAACGCCCAAGAUACACGUCCUCAAAACCCGAACGGGGUGGACAAGGAGCUUCGUGGGGCGCAGAUCGAGAUGAGGCUGGCGGAGAUGGAGGAAGCAUUCCACGUACUAGGCCUCAUAAACAGUGGAAACGGGGAGGAGGUGUACAGGAAGAAUCUUCGGAAACGAAACAACAUUGGCUCCAGCUCGGUCGGGUUAGAUGGCAUCGACUGGCAAGACUGGGUAGGACGGCUCGACGUGGAGAACGUCACUUUGAUGGGCCAUUCUUUUGGCGGAGCCACGACAGUCCAGGCAUUGAGAUCGGAGAAACUCAAAUGGAUUACGCAGGGAAUUCUGCUCGAUCCAUGGGGCCCCGCAACUCCGGAAUGUACCGAGCAGCAAUCGGUUCACAAGCCGGUGUUGUCCAUUGGAAGCGAGGCGUUCAUGCACUGGCAGAAGAACUUCGACUGCGUCAGGCAGGUAUGCCGCGAGGCCCGGGACGCAGGGACGCUGGCGUGGAUGACGACGAUCAGAGGGUCGACUCACCUGUCGCAGACCGACUUUGCGGUCCUUUAUCCAAAUUGGAUGUCCUUCUUCAUGAAGACGAUCGUGGACCCCGAGCGAGCCAUAUACCUCACGGUCCACACGGCACUUGAGUUCCUGAAAAUCACGCUCCCGGCGAGCCGAGCCAGGUUUGCCAAGGCAUGGGGCGACGAACGGCUGCUCCUCGACAGCCCCGACAGCGAAACCAAAGUUGUGUCGGACUACCGGCCGGACGACAAAUGGCUUGCCGCCCGGCUAAAGAUCCCCAACGAAUUUUCGGUGCGCCUUCGAAGCAUGCUGAGGUGGAGAGGCCCGUUGGGUAGGGUACUGGAAGACCUGGUGUACCAGGACACAGAAAGCGAGGUAUGGUGUCAUGAAUCGCCUGGCCGGGAUUCUGUAGAACGAUAUAUGAGGCGGCUCGGGCGGUUGUCUGCGUCGAGUAGUCCGCAGGGUGCCAUCAAUCCGACGGGUUCCUGACUUUGUCUGGCCAUGCCAACCUGCCUAAUACCAACUUGGACGACCGUGAGGAGUAAGCGCGGCGUAGGCUGCUCUUGCGACAUCGGACUGUGGGUGGGUGCUUCAUUGUACCCUCGAUAUUCUGUACUGUACCCUACUGUAGAAUUUAGCAAGCGGUUCUUGUAUUGCUGUACGUAUGCGACA